GUCUUCCUGGCCAGUGGGGGUCGCUGUCUCCCGUGUUGACGUAUGACGUGGCAGGUUGUACGUCAUCACAUUUCGUCGAACAAGAUGAGCGACCAACUCUUCCAAAUCACCACCCGCAUCUGGUUUUCUCACACUUGCUAAAAGGAAGCCGGCUAAUUUCUUCAUCAUCGUGAGCUUUUCUGCUUGACGUGACAGCCGACCCCCUGUCGUCAUUAUUGCGUUAAAUUGAUGCAACAUGAGGAAAGUGGCUCUCCUGCUUUCAACCUGUGUGCUCUUCUUCCUCCUCCUGAGCACCUGCCGAACAGCCAGACAAGGUCAAGACAUCCGAUGUGGAGCUUGCAGGGCCCUGGUGGACGAGAUGGAGUGGGCCAUCUCCCAAGUUGACCCCAAGAAAAUGAUCCAGACAGGCUCGUUUCGAAUCAAUCCAGAUGGUAGUCAGUCCAUCAGGGAGGUUCCUCUGGCACGCUCUGAGGGAAACCUCCUGGAGCUGUUGGAGAGCGUGUGCGAGAGGAUGGAGGACUAUGGCGAGCACUUUGACGAUGCCACCACCAGGAAGUCUUACAUUCGGGUCAAAUCUCGCAACGGUGAGGCCAUGGACCUCUCAGAGGCAACGCUGGAUUCAAGAAUCACCAGCAGUUUAAAAUUUGCAUGUGAGGCCAUUGCUGAGCAGCAUGAAGACGAACUCAUCGAAUUCUUCUCUCAUGAGACAGAAAAUGUCAAAGACAAACUCUGCAGCAAGCGAACAGAUCUUUGUGACCAUGCUCUGAAAAUCCCACACGAUGAACUUUGACAUCCUCACGCCAUGGCGUCAGUCUCUCUUCAGCUGAUAAUGGCCAGCUCACGCCAUGGCGGUGGCGACGGAGGCGAAAAUAACUGCACAGAUUCCAAAUGUUGAGAAGUUGCUUUAGUCAUGGAGUAUAAGGGGAUUGUGUUGACUUUUUGUUUUUAGUACCAUUUCAUCACCCCUUAUAUCUCUACCUCACAUCAGCAUUCUCUCUUUAAUUAGACAUUAUUUUGACUGUGAAACUGUUCAAACUUAGUUGCAGGAUAUUUUAUGACGUAAAACCGCCUCCUUUAGAAUGCUUAUAAAGAAAUAGGAGAGGAAAUAAUACGACCCUUUGGAUAAAUUUGCUAGACUGUUGAAUAUGUUUCACAAGUGUUCACACCCACCAAAUAUUUUGCUGUCAUUUUUCUACUAUUUUCAAUUGUAUGAACCCAAUUUUUGUAUAAAUGUCAGAUUUCUGCA
Molecule: messenger RNA, 1246 nt
Organism: Syngnathus typhle (broad-nosed pipefish)
Lineage: Eukaryota; Metazoa; Chordata; Actinopteri; Syngnathiformes; Syngnathidae
Gene: cnpy2
Product: canopy FGF signaling regulator 2
Exons: 6
Coding region: 236-790 (184 amino acids)
Cellular component (GO): endoplasmic reticulum
Source: RefSeq, a predicted model, not a curated record